Molecule: messenger RNA, 1313 nt
Organism: Chlamydomonas reinhardtii
Lineage: Eukaryota; Viridiplantae; Chlorophyta; Chlorophyceae; Chlamydomonadales; Chlamydomonadaceae
Exons: 6
Coding region: 236-1018 (260 amino acids)
Source: RefSeq, a predicted model, not a curated record
CUGCCACACAGCCCAGUAGCCAAGCACUGGCAGCCUGACCACACACCGUCAACCUAUCCAGGAGUCCUUCGUCGCGCGCUAGAACACAAGGCUUACAACACUCGCCGACCGGCCAGCCGCUAGAAGCACUUCAGUAGCCCCACUUUCACAACCACAACCACAACCACAACCACAACCCCAUCAAGCAGCCAGCCAGCCAGCCAGCCAGUCAGCCAGCCAGCGAGCCAACACCGCCAUGCACGAGCACGAGCUGAUGAAGUACCCGGUGGCUCGCGGCCAGGUGCUCAUGGUGUGCACCUCCUGCGACCACGUGGGCGACCGCCACGACACCGGCGUUUGGCUGAGUGAGGUGGCGGUGCCCUACUACAUCUUCAAGAGCAACGGCUACGACGUCACCUUCGCCAGCAUCUCCGGCGGCGCAAUCCCCAUCGACCAGGCCGCACUGAGUGAGGGCGAGAAGCGGCAGCACCCCGAGCUGGAAAGAUUCCUGGCUGACGAGUCGGCCAUGCAGCAGCUGGGCGCCUCGGUGCCGCUGGCGACCGUGGCGCGGCCGCCCGCCUACGACUGCGUAUUCCUGGCGGGCGGCCAGGGCGCCAUGGCCGACAUGCCGGCCAGCGCCCAGCUGCACCGCGUGCUGGCGGACGCGGCGCAGCACGGCAAGCUGAUCGCCGCCGUGUGCCACGGCCCCGCGGGUCUGCUGGGUGCGGUGGACGGCGCCGGCAAGCCAUUGCUGGCGGGGCGCACGGUGGCGUGCUUCACGGCGCAGGAGGAGGACAAGACCGGCGCCGCGGACUGCAUGCCCUUCCAGCUGGAGCAGAAGCUGCGCGAAGCCGGCGCCAGCGUGCGCAAGGCUCAGCCCGGCGAGGAGAACGCGCUGCGCGAUGGCUUUCUUAUCACCGGCCAGAACCACGCCAGCGCCGCGCGAGUGGCGAACCUGGUGGUGGAGGCGCUCAAUGUGCACCCCACGGGGCCCGAGGGAAGCGUGCCCAUCGUGGGCCGCGCGGUAGCGGAGGCUUGAGGCAUUCGGGGAAUGAGGCGGGGUAAAUGUGUCUGGUAGCCGCCGUAAGGUUGGGACGCAUCAGCAGCCCACGUGCUUUAUAAAGUAAAUGCAGGCCUAGGUAUAAGUGCCGCGGCCGAGGCUCUGCGGUUGUAUGUACAUUCCGUGCGCACAAGAACCGCUUGCAUGUUGUUGCGCGAGUGACGCUCGAUGGACACGCCGCCAGACUGCCCUACUAGGUUGCACAUGUAGAGCUAGGGUGUCAAUGUUGAAGUCGGGUAUGGUGCGGGCCGGCGACUUUCGGCGUUAACCAGUC